GAAAGCUGCUGGACACAAGAAGGCGUCGAGCGGAUGCAGGCAGCUUUCGCAGGAGGCUGACAGGACAGGCAGCCAGUUCGUUGAGGGAGCUAUUGUCCGAAUUAAGAUGGAGAAUUUCCUCUCUUUUAAAACGUUUACUUUAUUCUGACCCAAGCAACACACAAACUGCUGGAGGAACUCAGCAGGCUGGCAGCAUCUGUGGAAAAGAAUACAGUUGAUGUUUCAGGCCGUGACCCUUCAUCAGGACUGGAGGAAAAAAAGAUGAGCCAGAGUAAGAAAGCGUGAGAAGUGGAGGAAGCAACACAAGAACUUACGAUUCCUGUGAGAUCCUCCCUGGCGCCAAUCUGAACAUGAUUGUUGGUGCCAAUGGCACUGGAAAAUCCAGCAUAGUGUGUGCUAUUUGCCUGGGCCUGGCAGGAAAAACCUCCUUUAUUGGGAGAGGGGACAAGGUUGGUCUUUAUGUGAAACGAGGAUGUAGCAGAGGGUAUAUUGAACUUGAGCUUUACAGGCGUUCACAAAACCUUAAAAUUAGUCGAGAAAUUUCUGUUGUAAAUAACCAGUCAGUUUGGCAAAUAAAUGGAGAACAUGCAACCCAGAAAAUGGUUGAAGAACAGACUGCGGCUUUGAACAUUCAAGUAGGCAAUCUCUGCCAGUUUUUACCCCAGGAGAAAGUUGGAGAGUUUGCAAAAAUGUCAAAAAUCGAGCUUUUGGAAGCCACAGAAAAAUCAGUUGGCCCACCUGAGAUGUACAAAUUUCACAGUGAUUUAAAAAAUUAUCGAGAAAAGGAGAAAGAACUCGAGAACACGUGCAAAGAAAAGUCAGCUGCUUUGGAGAAAAUGAAACAGAGAAAUGAGCGAAGUGAGCAAGAUGUGCAGAGGUAUUAUGAACGACAAAGGCAUUUGGAUAAAAUAAAGAUCCUAGAAAGAAAGAGACCUUGGGUGGAAUAUGAGGCUGCGCGACAGGAGCAUGAAGAAGUGAAGCACCUCCGUGACCAGCUGAAACAAGAACUCAAAGCACUAAAAGAAGCUCAGGCUCCAGUGACUAGAAGAAUUCAGGUUGUUGAAAGGCAGUGUAAGGAGCAGGAAACAAAAGUCAAGGAAAAGAGUUCAGAAAUUAAGAAAAUCUCACAGGAGUGCAAACAAAAACAAGAUCUAUUGGAACGGAAGGACAAAGAGGUUGAAGAAGUUCAGCAAAAUUUAAGAAUGAAAAAAGAUGAGGAAAUUGACCGUCAAAAAAGAAUAAGCAACACAAAGAAAAUGAUUGAUGAUCUUCAAAAUGAACUGAACGCCACAAGGAAUUAUGACCAUGUGCAACCUGAGAUUGACCAAAUUAGCAGUGCCCUCCGGAAAGUCCAGGAAGAAAAGGGAGCCAUUGAUACUGAGAAGGGAGAGCUGCGAAGAGAGAAGGAAAAUUUAGAGAAAGACAAAAAGAAGGUAAUGGUUAAUAUCAAAAGACUUGAAGAUAUGAUGAAUUUUAAAGAAGCAAAACUUCGAGAUCGAUUUAGAGAUACAUACAAUGCUGUCCUGUGGUUAAGAGACAACAAGAAUAAAUUCAGUGGACACAUCUAUGAGCCAAUUAUGCUCGAGCUCAAUAUGAAGGAUUCGAGAAACGCUAAGUAUGUUGAAAACCAUAUUUCACUGAAUGAUCUGAGGGCUUUUGUUUGUGUGAACAUGGAAGACAUGGAUGCAUUCCUUCAUGAGGUUCGUGAUAAACAGAGGCUAAAAGUGAAUGCGGUGUGUGCACCUCCUAUUUCAAUGGCAGGAAAGCCACCUACUAGGCCCAUUCAAGAACUUAAAAGUUAUGGUUUUAUAUCCUAUUUGCGAGAGCUGAUCGAUGCACCCGAACCUGUAAUGAGCUAUCUUUGUGAACAGUACAAAGUUUAUGAUGUUCCUAUAGGAACAGCAAAGACUAGAUCGAUGAUUGAAAAGGUGAUAAAAGAAACUCAUCUGCGUCAGAUCUAUACAGGGGAAGAGCGAUACAGUGUAAAAAAAUCGGUAUACUCCAAUAAGACCAUUUCAAGCAACACAUCAUUGAAAAAUGCACAGUUCCUCACUGUUCAAGUGGAUGUGGAGGAACGGAGACGGUUGGAUGAUCAAGCAAAAGAAAUAACUGCAAAGCUAAAUGCGCUAGAAUCCCGCCUUGCUGAAAUUUCUGAGACACACCGACAUCUCGAGUGGAAAGAUAAUGAACUGAGGACAAAAAAGAAAGAGCUUUUGGAGAUGAAAAGCAAGAGAAGGCAACUAGAACAAAAAAUCAGCACAAAGAAUGACAGUCUCAAGCAGAUGGAGAUGGAUACCAUCAAUCUUGAAGAGGAAGAACGAAAAGCUAAUGCAAAGUUGAAAGCAAUCUAUACCCAGAAAGCCAAGCUGGUUUCAGAGUUAACACAGCUUAUUAAGACCUGCAUGAGGCUGAACAUGGAUAAAGUUGGCUUUGUUCUUGAAAACACAUUAUUAAGUUAUGAAAAGAAUCAGCUGGAAACAGAAUUUAAAGAAUCUACUGUGGAACAAAAAAUGAAAGAGCAACAGUACAGAGAGCUGGAUGAAAAAAAGCACAAACUUUUGAAUAUGUGUAAGGAGCGUAUGAAAGCAGCCAGGGAGAUCUGUGACUUGGAUCCAAAUCAGAGUGACAUUCCUCCAGAACUGAUGACGGCAUUUCAGAGUCUUCCCAAUUCCCUGGAUGAAAUAGAUGCUUGCCUUAAUGAGGAGAAGUCAAGAGCAUCAUGUUUUACAGGCUUGAAUUUUUCAGUUGUGGAUGAAUACAAGCGAAGGAAGCAAGAAAUAGAAAAUUUAUCUGAUGAGCUAAAUAAAAAAAAGAGCGAAUUAGAAAAUUACAAGCUGAAUAUCUCACAGGUAAAAGAAAGAUGGCUAAAUCCCUUAAAGCAGCUAGUUGAACAAAUUAAUGAGAAAUUUAGCGAGUAUUUCCGCUCAAUGCAGUGUGCAGGUGAAGUUGACCUCCACACAGACAGUGAGGAGGAAUAUGACAAGUAUGGUAUCCGAAUCCGAGUGAAGUUUCGUAGCAGCACCCAGCUGCAUGAACUCACCCAGCAUCACCAGAGUGGUGGGGAGCGAAGCGUUUCUACAAUGCUCUAUUUGAUGGCACUGCAGGAAUUAAACAGAUGCCCCUUUCGUGUUGUAGACGAAAUCAAUCAGGGAAUGGAUCCCACCAAUGAAAGAAGGGUUUUUGAAAUGGUUGUGCGCGCUGCUUGCAAGGAAAACACCUCUCAGUAUUUCUUUAUUACGCCCAAGCUUUUACAGAACCUCACGUAUGCUGACAACAUGACAGUUCUGUGUGUUUACAAUGGGCCACACAUGCUGCCACCGGGCAAGUGGAAUCUGAAGGCUUUCCUCAGGCGACGACGAAGAGUGCAGGUGCAUAACUGAGAAACAGUGGACAUUUCCCUUUUCACAUCAAUCAUGUUUGCAGGCAAACAAGGUGCCUCAUUUGGUAACUCAGAGCCAUUUUCUGUAUGCAUUUACUAGUAAGUUUUCGUUUUUAAAUCUGCUUGUGCAUUUGGAGACGGGGUGGUGGAAGAGAUUUUGAGCAAAUCUAAAUGCCAUAUUGUCUGUGCCUGAUGGUACUUUCUUGUCUGCUGUUUUUCAAAUGAGUGACAGUAGUAAGCAGUUAUCAGAAUGUUAAUAUCUAUUGUGACCCUGGAGAGUGGGUGUGUGUGUUUUGGGAAUUAUUUCUUUGACUGUGGAAUGCUUGUUACAUAAACAGAGAAAUUACAAAAUACUUCUGUUGCACGCUUUGAUGUAUACUUUUUGCCAGACAUCACUGCUACGUGCACAUCCACUGGUGUAGUUACAUUUGAUCCUGGGCUGUCUUGACCCUAACAUGACUAUUGUACAGAGUUAUAAAAAAAUGGGAGCCAGUUUUUCUCUCAGUAAAGUUAAAUUACUCCCUUAAGGAUUGCUUGUUCAUGUUCCAGGAUAUGAGCACCUGUUUGUGACUCCAAUGAAUUUUAUGAAGCAAAUUCCCAGUAAAAUGCUGCUGGGUGUCCAGUAUUGACUGAUAAAUUUAUUGUGACACUUGUAUCAGUAUGGAUUGAAGAUGUAUAAGGUAAUUCCCUCUUAGGAAAGCAAAAAUCUACUUUCUUCAAAUGCAUUUUGUUUCAAAGUUGUGCCUCCCAGUUAGAGAAUUAGUAGCCAAGAUGCUCUUGGGUAACAGAGCAGCUCCCUGUGUACAACAGCAAACUAACUUAUUUUAAGUAAAUAAAAUUAAUCCACAUUGCAGUAUAGACAAAAGUGGUUCUGCUGUCAAAUAUGAACUGUAAUGUACACAUAAUUCCUGAGCACUGCAGGAAAACUAAUUUGCAUGUUCCAGUCAAGAUUCUUGUUACGUAGUAAGGGAAUAAUAUGAAGGCCAUUGAUUGUAUAUUUAAAUAGGUUGUCAGGAGGAUAAUCUGUUGCAGAUUUAACCAGUGCUGAACUGGCAACUUGUUAAAUUGUGUGCCUUGUACAUUAUUUUUAUAUACAAGACUCGUCAAGUGUCCUGUCUGCUCCUGAAACCACCUGAUUGGAAGGUUGUCGUUAAAUACCCCUUAAUUCAUCCAUGGUGUAGUACCGUGGGCAAGGCUGGCAUCUUGGUCUUCAAUAAUACUGUUUUUUAAAAAAAGAGGUUUUAAUCUGUUUGUUGACAUAAUUCAAAUUUGGGAAGGUUUGGUGUUCAAAGAGUUACCUAUUUAAAAUUUUGAUGCUUGCCUUAUUUUUCUAAGUAAUUGAAAUCACAAUAUUUAGUGUUCUAUUGAUGGAAAUGUUUUUUUAUUAAUGUGGUCCACAACUUUUAUCAUGUAACUUACCAACCUGCACCUUUUUAAUGAAAGAAAACAUAAUGUUUCGGAGAUGUCUGCCUAUUAGUCCUUGCCUGUCUCUUCUCAAUCUCCCUGUACUUGUUGUAACUCUUGCCUUGAUCCAAUAAUGGCUUUUGUGAAAAGCCAAUAAAAUGUCAUAUUUAUACUUUCAAUUACUCCUGAAAGGGGUAGAUCUGGGAUGUGAUUCUAGAAUCUGUCCCUUUUUUCGCCUUCAUUGAAACUGACACAUUUAAUUAUUGAAUUCCUUCACAUUGGAUUUUGGAGAUAUCUGUUAAUUGGUAUUACUUCCUCUUGUGCAUUUUUGUAAAAUUUCUUUUGAAGACUUUUGUGUUAGAACUUUGUUUUGAGAACUCAUUUGUUUGAUAUUUCUAAUGUCUAUUUGUGUUAUUUUGUUUUAAAAGAAAAUAAUUACCCUUUGAAAUGAUGUGUCUAUGUACGAAGUUAAAUAAAUAACUUAUUUUUACAGUCUGUCAUUUUUGAGCUCAUUUGAAUCAUUUUAUGUAUCAAUAUAUGUAGGGUCCAGUCAACACUGGAAUCAUUUUGUGAAAAAGAAAUCCUUGUUUUAAGAUUAAUAACAAAUAAACAUUGUUUAUCGUGUAUUCCAUGACUUAAAAUCCUGCAGUGGACUAAUCUGCUAGAGCUUGUAGUGAUUAGAAAUCAAAUACACUACAGCCCUCUCUGGAAGAUUGAAUAUGGCUAAUAGGAAUCUAGUAGCUAUUUCCCUGCUAGAUUGCAUUAAUGUGGUUUGCAGGCUGGUUAAAUAGGCAGUGAGAUUACAGGAUUCUGGACCUGAUUGAUGCUGGUGAGGAAACAAGCUGCUGCUUGAAGGGGGGACAAUACCAUUGAGUAAACCUUUUGAACAUGAGCAGUAUAAUGGCAGAACAAAUGAAUAUCAAUAAACAAAGUAUGAGAUAGGCUGACCCAAUCUUGUAACACACAUCAAAGUUGCUGGUGAACGCAGCAGGCCAGGCAGCAUCUCUAGGAAGAGGUGCAGUCGACGUUU
Molecule: messenger RNA, 5813 nt
Organism: Mobula hypostoma (lesser devil ray)
Lineage: Eukaryota; Metazoa; Chordata; Chondrichthyes; Myliobatiformes; Myliobatidae
Gene: smc5
Product: structural maintenance of chromosomes 5
Exons: 25
Coding region: 351-3380 (1009 amino acids)
Biological process (GO): double-strand break repair via homologous recombination
Cellular component (GO): Smc5-Smc6 complex; nucleus
Molecular function (GO): single-stranded DNA binding; ATP hydrolysis activity; ATP binding
Source: RefSeq, a predicted model, not a curated record